Kuraishia capsulata CBS 1993 is the source of this 2079-nucleotide messenger RNA. RefSeq lists its product as uncharacterized. The record is from RefSeq and is a predicted model, not a curated record. The transcript has a single exon. Gene Ontology annotation, biological process: attachment of mitotic spindle microtubules to kinetochore; mitotic spindle assembly checkpoint signaling. Gene Ontology annotation, cellular component: nuclear envelope; mitotic spindle; kinetochore. The coding region runs from base 1 to 2079 and encodes 692 amino acids. NCBI's taxonomy places the organism in Eukaryota, Fungi, Ascomycota, Pichiomycetes, Pichiales, Pichiaceae.
AUGGACAGUGCCAGCUCGCCUUUUAUUGAAAGCCCGAAUUAUCCUCCGGACGAAUUCUACAUUCAGGAACCCUCAAGACAAGAGGAUGAAUUGAAUGUCUUGAAAAAUCGGGUUGAAUACUAUAAAUAUCAACUGUCUCAGUCUAAAAGCGAACAAAGCCUAUUGUUGGAGGAAUUUGAACUGGAGAAAGGAGAGCUGCACAAGAAAUUGCGAGAGAUUGGGGAGCAGAAUGAUUCUUUGUCUUCAGACCAACGUUUCGUACUCGAUCAAAAAUCCGCCCUAGAGGAGGCCAAUAGGAUUUUACGAGUGCGAGUCGAAGAAGUUGAGAAGAUGUCACAAACAAAGGCUAAAGAGUUACAGCUUACUAUAGCAGAAAUGUCAAAAGAAGUGAGUAUUCUCUCUAACACACUGGAUGAUGUUACGUCGCAGAACCAAGAAAAGGCUCAGAACUCCAAUCGGCUUUUGGAGUCGAAAACCGCUGAGAUCGAGAAAUUGAGGGAGGAGUUACGGCAUCAGGAAACUUUGACUCAGAGAGCUAAUAAUCGUGCCGACGAACUGAAUCAACAGCUGAACAGCCGCGUCAAUCCUUACAAAGAUGAUUCAGACUCUGCAGCUGCUUUGAGGCUCCUGCAGUCUGAGUACUCGAUUCAGCAGGAACAUGUGCAUUAUCUGGAGCGCGAAGUUUUGGAUAAUGAGAGGAAAAUAUCCGCUUUAAAAGGAAAGCGUGAUUACAUUGAUGUUUUAAAGGAAGAAAAGGCUGCACUGCAACGCCAAAUUGAAGCCUUGAGAACGACCGAGGAGAGAAAGAAUCAGGUAGAAAGAGAAAAUGCCAAACUCCAGUCCAAAAUCGACAGCUGGUUUGGCAUAAUUGGCCAAGACGAUCCGACGCAGUUGUUUGAACAGCUGAAAAUGUUGAAGAUUGAGAAAGAACUCGAUCUCGAGAUCAUUAACAGGCUGAAGGGAGAACUGAGCAGCGCUCAAGAGACAAACAUAUCUCUUAGUGGAGACAAGUUGAAAUUAAGCCAGAAGAUUAGCUCUCUUCAAUCCAGUAUCACAGAGAAGGAAAUUGAAUCAACUGUCAGUGAAAGAAAGCUCACAUUGGCAAGACAGGAAAUCGAAUACCUCAAAGAAAGGAUCGAAAGCAUGAAAUCAGAACAACAUCUCUGGACCAAAAGGCGAAAGACAGAGAGCGCUCCUGAAAACAGCGAUGCAACUAUUGCUGAGCUGAAUUUGCAGCUGAAGUCUAGGGAGAGCAAGAUAAAUGCUCUUAACAGUUUUAAUGAAGAGUUGAAGAGGAUGCUGGAUCAACAAUCAAGCAAAGUCGAUACGGAACAAAAAAUCCCGGACGAAGACUUUACUUCGAAGAAUAAGGAGUUGAUACAGGAGGUUCAGGCCCGUUCGAGGGAGAUACAGAGACUGGAAGAAGCCAAGCAGAAGCUUGCGAGAGAGAAUUUGGAUAUAAGGUCUCAGCUCAGUUUAUCAGCCGCAAAGUACCAGGAACUGGUGGAGAAAAAGGGCCUCAGAAUCCUGCAGCUAGAAGACAAUCCAACAUCUCAACAUGAGCGGAUCUCGAAACAGAUGUUAGAGGCUUUGACCUUGGAAAACAAUGAGCUUCUGGGGAAAUCAGUAACAUCCGAAACCGUUCCCAAAUCCGUCUAUGACAGACUGUUACUCGAACAGGAGAACAUUAAGAGACGUGAAUUCGAAGCAAGCAAGCGUCUACAAAGACUGCGUGAGGUGUAUAGCAGAAAGACUGGAGAGUUUAACCAGAUCAUAUACAAACUUCUGGGCUACAAACUGGAGUUUUUGUCCGAUACCAAACUCAAGCUGAUAUCGAAAUUCUUCCCUAAUUUUCAUCAAGUGGAUGGAAUCUCUGAAGACGACUACAUCAUCAUUGAUCUGGCGAAUCUCAAGUCUCCAACCACAUCUGCGAUAUCUGAGAGUAACGUCAAAGUUGGUGGAUUGCCUGCGAAAGUGGUUUCCAAUCUUCUAGGAUUCUGGGUGCAGGAGAAGAACGAUAUAAGUUGCUUUCUGAGUGCGCUCAAUCUGCAAUUGUUCGAGGAGCAGGAAAAUAAAUGA